Molecule: messenger RNA, 897 nt
Organism: Lingula anatina
Lineage: Eukaryota; Metazoa; Brachiopoda; Lingulata; Lingulida; Lingulidae
Molecular function (GO): protein binding; ADP binding
Source: RefSeq, a predicted model, not a curated record
AUGGGUGAGUAUAAAGAGGCGCAUGAUUAUUACAAUAAAUGUCUUGCGGUGAGAAAGGAGAUGCUUGGUCCCAAACACCCUGAUACUGCCACCUCCUACAACAAUAUUGGAAAGGUAAUGCAGGCCAUGGGUGAGUAUAAAGAGGCUCGUGAUUAUUACAAUAAAGGCCUUGCAGUGCGAAAAGAGACAUUAGGUCCCAAACACCCUGAUACUGCCACCACAUUAAACGAUAUAGGAAGUGUGCUGCAGGGCAUGGGUGAGUAUAAAGAGGCGCAUGAUUAUUACAAAAGAUGUCUUGCGGUAAGAGAGGAGAUGCUUGGUCCUAAACACCCUGAUACUGCCACCACAUACAACAAUAUUGGUAGUGUACUGCAGGACAUGGGUGAAUAUAAAAAGGCGCGUGGUUAUUACUAUAAAUGUCUUGCAGUGAAGGAGGAAAUGCUCGGUCCCAAACACCCUGAUACUGCUACUUCCUACAACAAUAUCGGUCUUGUACUGCAUUACAUGGGUGGGUAUAAAGAGGCACUUAAUUAUUUUAAUAAAUGUCUUGCCGUGAGAGAGGAGAUGCUUGGUCCUAAACACCCUGAUACUGCCACCACAUACAACAAUAUUGGUGGUGUACUGCAGGACAUGGGUGAGUAUAAAGAGGCACUUGAUUAUUACCAUAAAUGUCUUGCAAUGAAGGAGGAAAUGCUCGGUCCCAAACACCCUGAUACUGCCACCUCCUACAACAAUAUUGGCAGUGUGCUGCAGGACAUGGGUGAAUAUAAAGAGGCACUAGAUAAUUACAAUAAAUGUCUUGCAGUGAGAGAGGAGAUACUUGGUCCCAGUCACCCUGUUACUGUCAGAACAAUCCAAAGUAUCGAUCAGGUAUCGAAAAAGUACCUUGGGAAGUAA